AUGAAACGUAAUCCCCGCAAGCUCAAGUGGACAAAGGCCUAUCGCAAGAACGCCGGCAAGGAAAUGGUUGUCGACAGCACCCUCCUCUUCGGCGCCCGCCUCAACGAACCCGUCCGCUACAACCGCGACCUCGUCCAAAAGACGCUGGGUGCCAUGCAGCGCAUCAGCGAGAUCCGUGCCCGCCGCGAACGUGUCUUCUACAAGAAACGCAUGGCUGGCAAGCGCCAGCGCGAACUCGCCGCCGCACGCGAGCUGGUGGCCAAAAACGAACACCUGCUACCCCGCAUGCGUGGCAGCGAGAAGCGCCGUCUCGAGGAACUGGCUGCCGAACAGGACCUCGAUGUGGAGGAGCUGGCCGCUGAGCACCUGCAGAAGGCCAAGAACGACAACAAACUGUUUGGGAGCGAGAAGAAGAGACUCAGAGUACGGGUUGACGGAGGGAUUCAGCGUGAUGGAGUUGAUGAAAUGGACGUGGAUUAA
This is a messenger RNA of Metarhizium album ARSEF 1941, 480 nucleotides long. RefSeq names its product ribosome biogenesis protein RLP24. Lineage: Eukaryota; Fungi; Ascomycota; Sordariomycetes; Hypocreales; Clavicipitaceae. Gene Ontology annotation, biological process: ribosomal large subunit biogenesis. The record is from RefSeq and is a predicted model, not a curated record. Bases 1 to 480 code for a protein of 159 amino acids. Gene Ontology annotation, cellular component: nucleolus. The transcript has a single exon.